UUUCCGAAACUCAUUUUAAACGAAAUUCAUUCUCUUUAUUUUUCUCUGCUAUUGAAACGGGAGAAUUCUACAGAAAGUGAAAAAGAAAGCGUUUUUUUUUUCUCUGUAAUUUAUGCAAACGGGAAAUCUGCCACAAUCUCUCUCGAUGAAUUCGCCUUUUGGAGGACCGAGCGCGUCGAAUCCAACUGCUGCCGGAGCUCCGGCGAAUAAGGAUCGGAAAAUGGCAACGGCAGAGCAUUUAGUUCUCGAUCUCAGCAACCCUGAUCUCCGAGAAAACGCACUUCUGGAACUAUCGAAGAAGAGAGAAUUAUUUCAAGAUUUGGCUCCAUUGUUGUGGAAUUCUUUUGGUACUAUUGCUGCACUUUUACAGGAGAUAGUUUCAAUUUAUCCUGUUCUCUCACCUCCAAAUCUGACUCCAGCUCAAUCAAAUCGAGUUUGUAAUGCUCUUGCUCUGCUUCAGUGUGUAGCUUCUCAUCCAGACACAAGGAUGUUAUUCCUGAAUGCUCAUAUACCCUUGUAUCUGUAUCCUUUCCUUAAUACGACCAGUAAGUCAAGGCCGUUUGAGUAUUUGAGGCUUACUAGCUUAGGUGUCAUUGGUGCCUUGGUGAAGGUUGAUGAUACUGAAGUUAUCAGCUUCCUCCUGUCCACUGAGAUAAUCCCAUUAUGUCUGCGCACAAUGGAGAUGGGCAGUGAACUGUCGAAAACAGUUGCUACUUUUAUAGUUCAGAAGAUUCUACUAGAUGAUGUUGGCUUGGACUAUAUUUGCACCACUGCAGAGCGGUUUUUUGCAGUUGGUCGAGUUCUGGGUAAUAUGGUUGCAGCACUUGCUGAGCAGCCCUCUUCGCGACUACUGAAACAUAUUAUUCGAUGUUAUCUUCGUUUGUCAGAUAACCCAAGGGCUUGUGAUGCAUUAAGAAGUUGCCUUCCGGAUAUGCUACGAGAUGUCACCUUUAGCAGUUGUCUUCGUGAGGAUCAAACCACUAGGAGAUGGCUGCAGCAGUUGCUUCACAAUGUUGGAGUGAAUCGAGUGCCAACUCUUCAGGCCGGUGCAGGAUUCGAUCACAUGCUGGUUAACUGAAAAUCGUUUGAUUUUCUUUCUUUCAUUCAAAACUGGUUUCAUCUGGCAUGACCAUGGAGAAAUUCUUCAUGGUUUUCAUCUAAACUAUUAUUAGCUUUUGGUAUUUUAAUUUAAUUAGUAGUUGUAAUUAGUGAUUUGCUGUAUGCCCUUAGUAGUACAGGAUAGCCUUAAGCCUAAGGACUAAGUUGAAGGAUCUCAGUGUUGUUUUAUACAUUUAUUUAGCUAGUUUUUAAAUGCAUAAUUAAAUAUUAUUUGGUUAAAA
Molecule: messenger RNA, 1340 nt
Organism: Gossypium arboreum
Lineage: Eukaryota; Viridiplantae; Streptophyta; Magnoliopsida; Malvales; Malvaceae
Exons: 9
Coding region: 113-1078 (321 amino acids)
Biological process (GO): negative regulation of translation; mRNA catabolic process
Cellular component (GO): P-body; CCR4-NOT complex; CCR4-NOT core complex
Source: RefSeq, a predicted model, not a curated record